AUGCAAGACCACUUUUAUUGUUUAACAAAUUCUUUUAGAAUAUCAAGUAUUAAUUUACUUAUUAAAAGCCUUGACUUUAAUUAUGAUAACACUUAAAUAUGGUCAGAAAUUUUCUUUAUAUUAAUGUUAGCUAUGCAACUAUUAUACCUUUUUUGUUUUAUCCAUCUUUAUUGUAGUUAUAGAGUCAAAGUUUAGAAUAAGUAAUAAAGGAAAUAAUAUAAGUUAUUUAAAUAGAGAGAGUAACAAGUAAUAAUCUCUUUAACAUUAGAAUGAAAUAAAUAGUAUAAUUAACGUGAUUGCAGUUUCUGAAAUUUAUAUAACAUUUGCAACAAAGAUUUUUAAAUAUCUCUUUCAUUAUCCAAUUAUUCAAUUAGCAUUAAGAAAGAUAUUAACACAAUCAAACUAAUGUAAAUAUAUAAUAAAAUCAAUAUAGAUUCUAAUCUAAAUACUUAUUAAAUUUUGAUAUUAAUCAUCACUUAUCUUGUAUUUAUAUUAAAUAUCUUAUUCUAUUUCUUGAAUGAGAGUCAUGAUGUCUAAUUUUCAUUCAAAAAGUUAGAUUAUUUAUCUCGCUUUUAUUCAAAUAAGACAAAAAUAUAAUCUUUAAAAAUAGAAAUACUGAUAAUUUUAGUUUCAAUUUUAGAUAAUUUAGAGAUUAAUAAUAUAGUACUUAUAAUAUUUGAAAUAAUACUACUUAUUAUAAUAUUAACUUUAUCUUAUAGAUAUCCAUAAUAUUAAGAAACAUUAAUUAAUUAAAUUUAAAUAUAAUCUUUUUCACUUUAUUUAUGCAUUAUAUUAUGUAUACUUAUCUUUGCAGAAGGAUUUCAUUAAGAUUGUUCAGAAUUAAUUCUAAUAAUAAUUCCAUUAGUAUUUGAAAUUACUAAUUUAAUUUUUAUAAAAUAAGAGAAUAAAACUUAGACUCUAAGUUAUGAAAAUAAAAAUUUUGAUUAUUUGAUGAUGACUAUUUAUAAUUAAUGUUAAGAAGCAUUAGGAAGAAAUGGAAUAUUAUUAAAUGAAAUUAAAUAUAGAUUACCUAGUAAUUUAAAUCUUUAUGCAUUUUCUACUAAUCAUCUAAUUAAUUGUUAAAAAAUAAAUGGUUGUUUUUGUACUUGUUAUAAAAAACAAAAUGAUCAUUUUAUCACUAGAUAAUAAUUCAAAUAGUAUAUUAAAGAACUUAUAAGAUUUCAUUAUGAAUUAAAAUUAUUAAGUUUGAAUAAAAAUAAUUCUUAAGAAUAUGCAAAAAGUUAAUUUUAUUAUAUCUUAUAUAUAUCAUAAGUUAUUAAGUAACCUACAAAAGCAUUUCAUGAGAUAAUAAAAUUAAAGAAUAAUAUGUAUUCUAGUUUGAAUCUUUUAGAUUAAAUGUAUACAAAUUCAAUUGAAUUACUUGUCAAAAGUGAUUUCUUAAAAAUGAUAGAAAAUAAAAACAUAACUAAUUAAAAAUAUGAUUGUUUUAAAGUAUUUAAUUACAAUAAAUGUGUAAAUUAAUGGAAGGAAUAAUUUAGUUAAGUAUUAUAAAAGUAAAAAUAAUGGUAUGUGACAUUAUUAAAUAGGAAUCUUACAUAACUUAUAAUUGAUGGUAAACACUUGUAAAAUUUAAUUUCAAUAUAAGAAAAAUAACUUAAAUAUAUAUUUAAUACAAAUCCACUUUCUUAAUAAUGUCAUAUUUUAAUUCAUUUAUUUUACAAAUACAUUAAUUUCAAUAAAAGAAGAAUAGAAAUUCCUACAAUAGAUUCCUCUAUAGCCUUUAAAUUUUAAAAUUCUAUAAAUGGAAUUCUAUUUCAUAAAGAGGCUUCUCUAGUUUAUUUAACAUUAUUAGAUACUAAAGGUAUCAUUAAAAAUUACACUAAAACAUUUAGAGAUGCUAUAUGUACUAUAGAUAGUGAAAUAAUGAAUAAUUCAAUUAAUAAUUUUAUUCCAGAUAUUAUAGCAGAAGUACAUGAUUAAUAUUUAGAUAAUUUUGUAGAGAGGGGAAGAAUCAAUAUUAUGAAAUCAGAUAGAAGAUUUCUAUUAGUAAAAAAUAAAUUAGGAUUUAUAUUUCCUAUAAUAGCUAAAGUUAGAUUAGAGACAGAUUUAGGAUGUGAUUUCGGUUCUUCUGCUCUUAUUCUACCAACAUAUCAAAAUUAUCAUUAUAUUAUGUUAAAUAAAUAUGGUUUAGUGGAAGAGAUUAGUGAUAAAUUAUACAAUGAAAUUAUCUUACCUAUUUUAUGUAUUGAUUUAAAAAGUAUUAAAUCUUUGGAUUGUUUAAAACUUAUACCAAAAUUAAUUAAAAGUUGGAAAUAACUAAAUUAAACUAAUGUUUUAGAAUAAGAACUUAAGAAUCCAAUAUAAUCAUAUAUGGUUAUUCCAAAAAAAAGAAAGAAAUAAUAAAUACUUUUAUCAUCUUAAGUAAAAGAGAAAUCAACAAUUUAUGAAUAUUUAAAAUAAUAGGAUUAAAUUAAUUAUAAUUAUUUUGAUAAUUUUAAAUAGAUGUAUAUGUUUAGAAUUACAUUUAAAAUUGUUGAAUUUUACACAUUUUAAGAAACGUAAUUAUAAUAUAUAUUAUAUUUUUAGAAUUUAUUGUAUUGAAAUUUAAACUAUUAAACCUGUUCGUGAAUCAUAAAGAAUCGAAAUAUUUGAGAAAUUAAUAGAAAAAUCAGAUUAUCUAAAUAUGAGUAGAAGAAUAAUUAAAUUAAGUCCAGAUAAAAUUGAAAUCAAAAAGAAAAAAUGUAAGAAGUUGGAAAUAACUAAUUAAAAAGGAUCAUUAGGUUUUAUAUCUUUUUAACCUGAAUAAUAAACUAUUUAUAAUUUGGAAACAUAAAAAUUAAUUGAAGAUGAUUAUAUGAUAAAGUAAAAAGAAAUGUAAAUUCGUUUAACUAAUCCUCUUUAUAUUUUAGAAGUAAAUCUUAAAUUAAUAUAAGAUAGAAGAAUGCUAAAAUUAAAUAAGUCAUCCAAAUAGUCAAGAUAAAAGACUAUAAGAUUAGUAGACAUUUAGGAUGAAAUCUUCAGUAGCACAUAGUUUUGGUGCAUUGAAUCAUUUUUGUAGUAGUAAUUCUAAUGGGAUUAGUUAAGCUUUUGGGUCUGAUUAAAAUAAACUAAUAGUGCAUUCUAGUGCAAUAUUAGAAGCAUUAAAUGAAAAUAAAGAAUCAGUUAAAUCCAAGAAUUCUGAUGAACUAAUAGGAUCAAUUGAUAAUUUUCUAUUUGAUUAAGAUUAAAUGAAAUCUAUAUCUUCAUCAUAAAUUAGUGAUAUAAAAGUCAAGAAAACUUAAUUGAAACAUAAUUUAUUUGAUGAAUAAACAAAAUAGCAUUGGACUAUACGUCUAUUUAAUUUGAUAACAUUUGCUUUACUUAUGAUUUUUAAUAUUUACUAUUAUUAUGUUUUAAAAUAAGAAAAUUAAGUAAAUAUUUAUAUAUAUUUUAUAGAUUAUUGAAUAAGCCUUAGAAACAUACAAAAUAUCAAACAAUUUUUAAGUUUAGAUUAAUAAUUUUAUUCUAGCUUUCAAUUAUUCUAAUAAUAAUAUAUUUAAUUAUACUCUAUACAUGAAAUUUUGUGCUAGUAGAUUUUAGAAUGAUAUAUCUAAAUUCUAAUAUUAUUCAUUAAAUAUUGAAUAGAAUGAAAGUAAUUAAUAUUUAUAAUAACUUAGUUCCAUAUCUUUAGAUAAAUGAAUUUGAAAAUAUAACAAAUAUAAAUUUAUUUUAUUCAUUAGGAUAUUUCUCAUAAUAUUUACUUACAUAAUCAAAUUGUUAAAAUUAAGAAUACUUUUUAGAAUUUAUAGCCAGAAAUUUCAUAACAAUAAUUUCCUCCAAUUCUGUAUUAAAUUAAACAGUUAUUAAGAAUGGUUUAGAUUAAUUUAUGAGAGCAUAAUAAUCAACUAAAGUAUCCUUUUAUUUUACAUUGAUAUCCCUUUGUUUCGCUUUUAUAUUUUACUUACUACUCUUAAUUAUUAUAAAUAAAGCAAAAUUAAAGAUUGUGGAAUUAUUUAAUACUAUUUCAAAGGGUUAAAUAAAUUUUUUAAUAGAAUAAAUUUCAAUAAUUGGAAAUUUUCUUGAGAAAAUUGACUUUAUAAAUGAAGAAACUACUGAAUAAUAAUUUGAUCAAAUAAAAUCAAAAAUUGCUACAACUCCAGGAAUUAAAAUUAAGACUUCUCAAAAAAGAUUAUCGAUCAAAGCUAAAUACAAUAAAUCCUAAGAAAAUAGUAAAAGUAUUUUUUUAUUUUAGAUUCUUAGCUGCUUUUACUUAUUUCAUUUAUUCAUUAUUAUUAUUGUUUAGUUACUUUAUUAUUUCUUCAUAAUAUGUUGGUUCUCUAAUAUAUUAAAGUUCAUUUGAAUAGUAGACAAUAUAUUCUUUUGAAUAAUUACUUCUCUUCAAAUCUUCAUAAUCAUAUUUAUUAUAACAAAAGAGUUUUUAGAAGCUUUUAAUAAAAUAUUUACAAAUAAAUAAAGAAGACAUGCUUUUUCUAAAUAAAUGUAAUAUUACAAAUUUUAUAAAAUUAGUGGAAGAGGCAUUAUAAUACAUGGAAGAACAAUUUGACAUUCUGUAAGGAUUUAUUUAAAGAUUGAACGAUUAGAAAUCUUUUUCUAAUGCAAUUUUUACAAAUACUAUUAAGAAAAAUGGUUGUUAAGCCUUUUAAUUCAAAAUAGCAAAUAACAUUGAAGAUAGUUAAUUCUUUAAUGAAGUGAUUUGUAACAAUAUUGAUAGUUUAACAUCAGGAUUAACCAUUUCAUUAGUAGAAAUAUUACAAAACUUUUAAUAAUUUUAUACAAUUAACAAAUUAAAUGAUAUGGAAUUUAAAUCCUAUUUGUUUAAUAUGGAUAUUAAUUUAGAAAAUGAUAUCAUUAAUGUUAUUUAUACAUCUCAUGUAUUAACACUACUGCAUGAUUUUAUGGCUAAUGAAUAAUAAUAAGAAAUAUCUUUGAAUUAUUUAGUACAUACUCUCAGAUUCAUAUUUGGGAUCAUACUUUAUCUUAUUUUAAUUAUUAUAAGUGAUAAAAAUAUAAGAAUGUACUUACACAAAGAAUUAAUUAAAACUAAACAAUUAUUUUUAUUAAUACCAUUGGAAAUAUUGUGUGAGAAUGCAAAUGUCUUGUAAUAAUUGAUAAUAAGAAAUCAAAAAUGA
Molecule: messenger RNA, 5090 nt
Organism: Paramecium pentaurelia
Lineage: Eukaryota; Ciliophora; Oligohymenophorea; Peniculida; Parameciidae
Source: the annotation of a GenBank genome assembly